CUCUUGAGCUCGCAAGAAUGAGGGGGGAAAAGGGCGGGUAGGCGAUGGAGAUCCGUAUGCGGGCAUGUAACUACAGCCGCGACGGCAAACCGUUGCGUCAGACGCUCCCGGGCACGCGGCGGUGUGAGUGGGAGACUUGGAUGGACGAGGACCAAACACCCGACGAUGCGAGGCUCAAAACGGACCUCGGCGUCAUGGAGUAUGCGCAGGCUCUCGUCCGUAAGCACAGCACACACAGACACAGACAUAGAGUGGCGAAAUUUGAGCAAUAUACUGUAUUGUUUGUGCAUGCCGCUUUGGGGUGCAUGUGUGUGUGUGUGUGUGUGUGUUGCAACAGGUCGUGACAAUAUGGAUGUGGAGCACAUCUACCACGCGCCCAAGGGGGUGGACCCAGUGGCAUGGCAAUACGAGCACAUCAGGUCAGGUGGGGUAAAGGAAUGGGUGGCCAGGGCGGUUAGUGCGGCCACUGACGGGUCUGUCUGGUGGAUGGAUGCAUGGAUGGUGUGUUAUGCUAUGCUAUGGUGCUAGGUUGUUUCUGAUUGAGUUCAAUGACCUGCUCACAGACCUGUGUAGGCGAUAGAUACGCACACACACGGAAACACGCCUACCUUCUGGGCGUGGCGUGCUCUAAUGCGUGUGUGCGGUGCCGUGUGGAUGUUUCUUUCGAUGUGUCAGGCAAGGAGUGCGAUCGCACCUCGUGUCCCAAGAUGACGGCAUCUCACGAAUGGCAGUACCUCUGCGCAGCCCAUAAAAAACCGCAAGACGUACCAACGCGUUGGCACAGCACAUACCUGGCUGGUCACACAUACACGCGUCGGUCGUGUCGUCUGGUGUGGUGUGUUGAUGUGAUGACCCAUUCAUUGAUUCAUCACAUGACUGACUGACUGACUGCAGUGUGCGGCCAUCGACUACAUGGUGCACACCAUUGACGGCACCGCUACCGUGCUCACAUCCAUCAAACACUUCUCGGAAAGGUCGGUCUACGUGUCUAUCAGCUUUGCUGUGCUGCAUAUGCUGCAUGUGUGUGUCUGCAGGGGCAGCAAGGCGCAGUACAGCCAGUCGCAGGCGCAGAAGUACUUCGUGUCCAUGGCCAGACGCAUAUACAGGUGGGUGACUCACUCACUGACCUGACCCACACCAAAAGACACACACCAGCCAGCAUCUCUCUCUCUCUCUCCCUCCCUUGUGGACCAUCCCGGUGCGUGCAGAAUAUUCGGUCACGUCUACUACAACCACAGAACGAUAUUCGACAGAUUCGAGGUCAGUUCAGAAACACCGAGCGAACAAACCUCCCUCCUUUCUUGUUGCCAUCCAUCCAUCCAUCGCAUGUCAUGUCAUGUGUUUGACGUGGGCAUGGCAUGCAGGAGGCGACGCACAUGUGUUUCCGCUUCACGUAUUUCGCGCUGCUGCACUCCCUGAUGCAGAACAACAUGGUGCUGAUCCCCAAGGAGGCCUACGUGCCCGAGGACUACGACGGCGAUGUGGACAUCCCCCAGCCCACCACACCCAGCCAGGCGGCCGCCACCUCAUCAUCCUCCUCCGGUAGUGCCUCCGGGGGAGGGUCGGGAGGCGGUAGUGGGGGUGGGGGUGGGGGUGGGGGCGGCGGCGGCGGCGGCGGCACGUCGUCAUCGCAGUCGAUGGGGGGCAGCGGAGGCGGACACUCGCAGAGGAGAAGCAAAUAAGCAAGAUGGGGGUGGGGGGCAAUGUUGAUGAGGAUUGAUGGAGGGUUGGGUGAGGCAGGCUGGCUGGGUAGUGUGGGUGGGUUGGCACAACCAUGGCAGACAGAUACGAUCGAUCGUAGGGAGGGACGGGGUUAUGUAUGUCUGGGUGGCAGGGUGGGGUGGCCGCUCUUAGUCUGUCUACGAUUGAUUUGCCUGACUGAGCACAGCACGGGUGGCCACGUCUGCUCUGUACGAGGUGACGCAUCGGUUGAGGAUGGAUGCAUGGACGGUUUGUCUGCGAUCGUCCAUGUUCCCCUUCCCAGCCGACCCAUCGCCUCACACGCAGAGCAAGGCAGCCAAUGAAUGCAACCGUGUGCUUGGUGUGCAUACCGGCGAACAGCGUCUGGCUGCAUGUGUGAUGCUGACCUCGUCGCGCUGCGAGUGAGGUAUUGUCUCGGCUCGGAAGGGCAACACACCCGGUUUGUCUCCGAUCGUCUGUGUUGACCUUCCUGGCGGACCAAUCUCCUCAUCUGGACGGCGAAAAGAGCGAUGCAAUGAAUGAUCUGGCAAAAGUUUCAUGAAUCCGUGAAGGUUCCAAGCGG
This is a messenger RNA of Vitrella brassicaformis, 2263 nucleotides long. NCBI's taxonomy places the organism in Eukaryota, Vitrellaceae. The record is from the annotation of a GenBank genome assembly.